Messenger RNA from Carlito syrichta (Philippine tarsier), 1598 nucleotides. RefSeq names its product tankyrase (gene TNKS). The transcript has a single exon. Lineage: Eukaryota; Metazoa; Chordata; Mammalia; Primates; Tarsiidae. The coding region runs from base 764 to 1456 and encodes 230 amino acids. The record is from RefSeq and is a predicted model, not a curated record.
UCACCUUUAUUGAACCGUUUCAAUUUUACAGAGGCGAAACUGAGACGCAGAGUAGUGAAAUAGCUAGGUGAAACUUAUAUAGUAAAUGGUAGAGCUGGAAUUCCAAUCCUGGCGAUCUGAAUCACUAUUUUAAAAUGGGGAAUUAACAAAGCACAUAGAGUGAGAAAACUUAUAGGAAGGCAACCAGAGACCAAGGGGUUACUCGGAAAAGAAAGACUGCAUUUUAAAAGAUGCCAAUGGGCUAAUUAUAGUUACGUAUUAUUGACAAAUUGCUUUACAUAUGUUAGCUCUUUUAAUCCCGCUAACAAUUCUGUGAGGUCGGUACAAUUAGUUCCAUUUUUCAGACAAGAACACUUGAUAAACAUUCUCUGCUUGCAUUGAGACUCCAACAUCUCAGUAGGUGGCUCUGGAGCAAGAUAAGACUGAGACUUAGCGAUAGAGCAGAGCAGGUUAAGGUAUGAAGCCUCAAAGUAAGAAACGCAGGAAAAGUUUCUCAUUUCCCAUUUAGGCAGAGGCUGGUUUCAGCAUUCAAAUUCCUGCAGCCUGCCCGCCAAGGCAUCUCACAACCCGCCUCUCAGGGAGAAGGCCACGCCCCCUUCCUUGGCUGUUCUCUGAGCUCCCAAUACUUCCCUCCUUCUCUUUGGCCCCGCCCAUCCCAGCUGGCAUCAUUUCCUGUGCGCUGGACGCUGAUUGGUCCAGAGGUCGGAAGUGAGGGCGGGCGGUGGGGCCGUUGCCGCAGUGACAGUGCUGGGGGAGUCCGAAGAUGGCGGCGUCGCGUCGCUCUCAGCAUCAUCACCACCAUCAUCAACAACAACUCCUGCCCGCCCCGGGGGCUUCGGCACCGCCGCCGCCACCUCCCCCACCACUCAGCCCUGGCCUGGCCCCUGGGACCACCCCAGCUUCCCCCACGGCCGGUGGCCUGGCCCCCUUCGCCUCCCCGAGGCACGGCCUAGCGCUGCCGGAGGGGGAUGGCAGUAGGGAUCCGCCCGACAGGCCCCGAUCCCCGGACCCGGUUGACAGUACCAGCUGUUGCAGUACCACCAGCACAGUCUGUACCAUCGCCACCGCUACCGUGGUCCCGGCCGUUUCUGCUUCAUCUGCCGUUGGGGUCGCUCCCAACCCAGCCGGUGGUGGCAGUAACAAUUCACCGUCGUCCUCUUCUUCCCCGACUUCUUCUUCAUCUUCCUCUCCAUCCUCGCCUGGAUCCAGCUUGGCGGAGAGCCCCGAGGCGGCUGGAGUUAGUACCACAGGAACAUUGGGGCCUGGGGCAGCGGGACCUGGGACAGGGGUCCCAGCAGUGAGCGGGGCUUUACGGGAACUGCUGGAGGCCUGUCGCAAUGGGGACGUGUCCCGGGUAAAGAGGCUGGUGGACGCGGCAAACGUAAAUGCAAAGGACAUGGCUGGCCGGAAGUCUUCUCCCCUGCACUUCGCUGCAGGUCAGAGACUUUUGUUCUGAAUUCUUUAUUAAGGUCUUGGGGGUUGGGGGCUGGGGUCAGGCUAGGAAAAGAAAACAGGUUAUCGUGAUGGGACAAAAUGGGGGCGUGGUUACUGUUCUUCCACACCUCGCCCGAAGACCGGAGAUUCCUUUCUUUUGAUUG